GGAGAGCUUUUAUUAAAAAAAAAAAAAAAAAAAAAAAUUAAAAAUUUGAGAUUAUACUCAUACUUGGUAGGGAAACUUGUUCCCAGCAUAAAUCUAACGCUAUCAAAUUUCCCCCCUUUUCCUUUUUCUGUCUGUACAUGUAUGUGUAUGUGUUGUUGGUGAAUAGGUAUUAAUGGCGGACAAACCAAGUAAAGCUUUGGUGAUCUAUGGUUAUGGCUUAGCACCUCACAUCACUCCUUCUCAUUCCUACAUUCAUGAUCUUGCAUCUAAAGCUUGCUGUGGCUUCUUAGCCCUUGAUGAUUCCUCUCCUACUCCAGAAGUAGAAGAUGAGAAACUUAUCAGAGAACUGGCACAGCUACUGGAUGCCAAUGAAGCUAGUGAAAAGAAGGAUCUUGGAUCAGAAGCCUCAAAGCAAGUUCCCAGCAUAGGGGAUAGGUUCAUGGGAAUGAAAGCUGCUAUAGUCUCUAGUAGUCCUGCUGUCAAAUCCUUUGGAGAGAAGCUUGGCUUCAGUAACCUGGAUGUUCAAUCGGCUGAUUUUGCAGCGGAUGAGUUGCUAAGAACACUUGGAUUUUUAGAUGGGAAUAUAGCUGAUGGCCAUUAUGAUCUGGUCUUUGUUCAUAUUGGAGCACAUGUGGGGGAAAGUGCACAGAAUGAUCUCGACUAUGUAAACAGCUUGGUUGGGAGGAUAUUGCAAGUUGCCCAACCUGGGUCAGAAAUUGCAUCCCGAUUGCAUUUAACUCUCAUCAUGAGCUAUGGAGCUGUCUUAGUGGAUGAUCCAAACUUAUCACUUGUAUCCUUGCAUGAUGGAAAUGAUUCUAACCUCCAGUCCCUCUUUCCACGUCAAAGCUAUACCGUGAAAGGAGUAAAUCCAAGGAAUGGCAUCAGGCACCAUUGUCCAAUAUUAAUAGCACAAUGGCAGGAUGCUGUAACUCGUAAAGAUAUGGCGCAAGAGUUUUCUUUCACUGAGUUCAAAAAGAAUUGCGGAAACCUUGCAAUAGCAGCAGAUAGAUUUUUGUAUGAGAUAGCCUUUAAACUAUGGAAGGCACCCAAGUAUGGAGCUUAGAAUGCGAGCUGGAGUUUAGCUGCGUAUGACAUGGGAUUCUGGAGCUGCAAUGAUCAAGAAUGCAGUAAAUCGAGCCACACCCGAAUGCCAAUAUUCUAAUAUCAUCACUGAGCAGCUUCAGAUUGACAUUUCUGAAAAGCUGAAGCUAAUUCUGACGUGAGAGAGCUAGACAGAUAACUGAUGCAUCAACUACUUUAAACAGAUCUGAUGUGAUAGAUGUAAAAAUUUAAUUUGUAAUUUUGUUUUUGGAAUGCACUGCAAUCAUAAGUCAUAACCUGACAUUAUGAAAGUUUUGCAUUUGCAACAUGCUGCUUGAAAUCAAACAGACGGGAAUAAAUGUCAAAUGCAAAGGAAAGUUGUUUAUUUUUGUCACAACGUUUUGUUUUCA
Chenopodium quinoa (quinoa) is the source of this 1451-nucleotide messenger RNA. RefSeq lists its product as uncharacterized. The record is from RefSeq and is a predicted model, not a curated record. Bases 173 to 1063 code for a protein of 296 amino acids. The transcript has 6 exons. NCBI's taxonomy places the organism in Eukaryota, Viridiplantae, Streptophyta, Magnoliopsida, Caryophyllales, Amaranthaceae.